This is a messenger RNA of Gigantopelta aegis, 659 nucleotides long. RefSeq names its product glutaredoxin-2, mitochondrial-like. The record is from RefSeq and is a predicted model, not a curated record. Lineage: Eukaryota; Metazoa; Mollusca; Gastropoda; Neomphalida; Peltospiridae. The transcript has 3 exons. The coding region runs from base 139 to 486 and encodes 115 amino acids.
CAAAAGCGAACCGUCGUAUAAUGAUCAGUUGCUCUUCAGCGAUACUGUUUACGAUAAUUCUGACGUAACGGUAGGCCUAUUUCGUUUUUGCUUGAGUUCAGCAAACCAUUAACGAACAAAAAUAGAUAUUUAAUUCAUAUGGAAGUUAAGGAUAUGGGGAAUAUUUUACAACUGUCUGAUACUCCAGAAAGGGCUGACAUUGUGGAUACUAUUUCUAGUCACUGUGUGGUGAUUUAUUCAAAAACAUCAUGCUCAUAUUGCAAGCAGGCUAAGAACAUUUUUCAGAAACUGAAGGUACCGGUGAAGGUUAUCGAACUAGAUGAAAGAAAAGACGGAGAAUUAUUGCAGCAUGUUCUUGGUGACAUGACAAAUUCCACAACAGUUCCACGUGUAUUUGUCAAUGGCGAGUGUAUAGGUGGUGCUCGUGAAACACAAGCUCUGCACAGGAAAGGCAAACUAGCUGAGAUGACAGCAGCUUGUCAAUGAAGUAUGGACAUGAUGUACACAUUAAAUUAUAUGUUAGGUAUAGUGUAUUAAAUUCACCAGCAGAGGCUAGGAAGGGAUACUGGAUAAUGUCAAAACACAAUCCAGUGUGGUGAUACUAUCGAACUGUGGACUUGUUCCAUUUUUAAAUAAAUUGAGCAUGUGAAAGCUUUUAA